This is a messenger RNA of Vigna unguiculata (cowpea), 420 nucleotides long. RefSeq lists its product as uncharacterized. NCBI's taxonomy places the organism in Eukaryota, Viridiplantae, Streptophyta, Magnoliopsida, Fabales, Fabaceae. The record is from RefSeq and is a predicted model, not a curated record.
AUGUCGAGAGCAGAGGCUAUGAGUUCAGGUAACCUUGUUAUAGGUCAUUGUAUGAUAGCUAGAAAAGCUUGUUGUGUGCUAUAUGACUAUGGAGCGACACACUCAUUUGUGUCAGAUGCAUGUGUGAAAAAGUUGUGUCUGCCGAUGUGCGAGAUACAGUGUGAACUUGUGGUGUCUACUCCGGUGUCGGGUUUGGUUAGGACAUCAUCUUUGUGUGCGAGGUAUCCGGUGGAGGUAGAGGGACGCAGGUAUAAAGUGAAUUUGAUCUGCUUACCUCUACAGGAAUUGGAAGUGAUCUUUGGGAUGAAUUGGCUCUCUGCCAAUCACAUUCUUAUAGAUUGCCGCAAGAAAAAGUUGUUAUUUCCCAACUCAGAGGAACUUGAGUUGUUAACAUCUCACGGGGUUAUGAAAGAGCUAUAG